Molecule: messenger RNA, 938 nt
Organism: Xylaria bambusicola
Lineage: Eukaryota; Fungi; Ascomycota; Sordariomycetes; Xylariales; Xylariaceae
Exons: 1
Coding region: 394-834 (146 amino acids)
Biological process (GO): regulation of actin filament polymerization
Cellular component (GO): cortical actin cytoskeleton; actin filament; plasma membrane
Molecular function (GO): actin filament binding
Source: RefSeq, a predicted model, not a curated record
GGCGAGUGUCUGACGGUUGACUGACGGCCGCCGGCACUUGAGCUAUUCAUGCAAGACGAAACAAGACACAUAUUACAAGGAACGCUCUCCGUUCCAAACCAAAUUGGAAGUCUAUUGCUAUGAUACUAAUAGCUUAAACGUGAAAUAUCGACUCUUAACAAACUUAUCUUGUUAAUUGGCGCUCCAUUGACAUUUCCUCGUUCAAUUGAACCAGACAAUCCACCGAGCACGCGACCCCUCCUGACCGAGUCUACCCCUCUAGUUCCCUCCCCCCACCAAAGCCAGAAGAUCAACGCUCGACUCGAUCAAGUUGCACGAGGAGAACGAAAGAAGGAAAACAACUAUAUAAAGCAAUAGAAAAAGGAAAAAUCGCAGAUACAAGGAAAACAAAAAAUGUCCGGCCUCGACUCCCAAGAAAUCAAAGACGCCUACGACGCCGUGCGCUCCGACAAGGACGAGACGAACUGGCUGCUGAUCUCGUACGCGGCGCCCACGGGCCGCGACCUGAAGCUCUCGGGGACGGGCAAAGGGGGACUCUCGGAGCUCGCGGCGCAUCUGGACGACGGCCAGGCGCAAUGGGGGUACGCGCGCGUGGAAUACGCGAACGACACCGAGAGCAAGCGGGUGAAGUUCAUCCUCGUGGUGUGGAUCGGGGCGAGCACGAAAGUGAUGCGGAAGGCGAGGGUGGGGUUCGAGACGGCGGAGGUCAAGAAGGUCCUGAGCCAUCAUAGCAUACAGGUCGAUGCUACGGAUAGAGGAGAUCUGGACGAGAAGGAUGUUGUGCCGAGGUUGAGGAGGGCCGGGGGUGCGGAUUAUAAUGGGGGGAGAGGUUAGGGGGAAGAGGGGAUGGAUGGAUAUUAUUUGGCAUCAUGGGCGCAUAUGGAGCACUUGGCGAUAUGAUCUGUUUGCAUACAGUGGCGGCGAUGGCGUAUAUACAC